GGCCGUCGCAUCGCUGAUUAGGUAAUGCCACGGCGGCGGAGGCGGUUCCGCUGGCUGCUGUGUGCGCGGCGAGCGACUCCCAGCGCGGCCCGCUCGGCUCGUACACCCGCUACCCGACCUCGACUCUAGCUGCGGCCGGGCCGCCGCCUGAACAUGGACUCUGCUGGCCAAGAUAUCAGCCUGAAUUCUCCUAACAAAGGCCUGCUGUCCGACUCCAUGACGGAUGUCCCUGUUGACACAGCAGUGGCUGCCCAGACCCCUGCUGUGGAGGGUCUGACGGAAGCUGAGGAGGAGGAGCUCAGGGCUGAGCUCGCAAAGGUGGAAGAGGAAAUUGUCACUCUGCGUCAGGUCCUGGCAGCCAAGGAGAGGCACUGUGGAGAGCUGAGGAGGAAGCUGGGUCUCUCUGCCUUGGAGGGCCUGAAGCAGAACCUGUCCAGGAGCUGGCAUGAUGUACAGGUCUCUACCGCCUAUGUGAAAACUUCUGAAAAACUCGGAGAGUGGAAUGAGAGAAUGACCCAGUCGGACCUCUACAAGAAGACUCAGGAAACUCUCUCUCAGGCUGGACAGAAGACUUCAGCUGCCCUGUCCACAAUGGGCUCUGCCAUCAGCAGGAAGCUUGGUCCAAGCAGCAGCUACUCCAUCCGCCACUCGAUAAGUAUGCCGGCCAUGAGGAAUUCUGCCACCUUCAAGUCACUGGAAGACCGAGUUGGGACCAUAAAGUCUAAGGUGGUGGGUGGCAGAGAGAAUGGCAGUGACAGCUUUCCCUCCCCGACUGGGAGUGGCGACAAGCCCCUGCCUGAUCACGCGCCCUUCUAAGCCUGAAGCAGCUUUGCCGGCCACGGAGCAAGUGCGGGCACGCCCUCAUCACCACGACUGCCACAGUGCAGCGGAGCAGCAGCUGCGGGAGGACACCGAGCGGCUUUGGGGACUGUCGUGCCGUCACACAGACGUGGCCGCUGCACGCGCAUGACUUAGAACAGUCUUGUACACAGACGCUUCACACUAAAGUUGGCAGAUGCAACAAUCACUAUGCCGUCCUUCCUGGGGCAGGAAGUGGGUGGGUGGGGGACAGGGCCUUUGGCAGUCUUGUUAGUUCAUCAGAAUGCAAACUCCUUCCGUAUGUCGCAGUAGGAAGCAUCUUCCAGAAGCCCCAUCUGACCUGCAAUUAUUUCGAAAUGCUAAGAAAACUGUCCAUUUUCUGAGACCCUCCAGAAAGAAACUGAUUAUCGGCAGCUGCCUAAUUAUUACACUAAUGAUCUAGCUUUAACAAAAGCAAAUUAUUUUUAAAUGUAGUGGAUUUUUCAAAAUUUAAAACUAAGCAAAGCAGCUUUAGCCUCAUAGUUACAAAGUAUUAUUUGUUUGGAUUCAAGCUGAAAUACAAGCCUUAUAUCACCUUAUGCUUUGUUUAUAAUGUUUUUACAUGUAAAAGUGAGAGUUCUUUAGUGGGUUCUGAGUACUACACAGAAUUCUGCAUCUCCCCGAGGGCCGCAUGCCUGUACCAGUAGUGUGUUUCAUUUCACUAACUCCCACUAUCCUAGUGUAUGGAACUUGCCUCUUCCCUCAAGGACCCUGGCAGCUCCUGCUGCCCAAAGGGCUUCUGGGGUUCGGGGGGUGGGAGGGCAGGAGAAGAAAGCCAGCACCCAUACAGUGCUGCCCAGCUGCCCUAUGGGCCUGGCCUAGCCUAGCCUGACCUGACCAGGCCCGGCCAGCACAUUGCUGUCAGUGGCUCCAACUGUCUGUGUGCUGCAUGCCCAGGACAUGCAAGAAGCGCAUGGACCAGGCAGGGCAAGGCUGAGUGUGGUGUCAGCUGGACCUCUGCUGUUGCCUUUUCUCAGGAGCUACAAAGAUCUCUUUCCAGUUUUGAAGCUGCCUCACCCAGGGCCCCAGGUGUCGGGUGUGACUAGAGGGGCAGCUUGUGCCUUACUGGCUCUUACUGGGCACAGACCUUGCCUGCGUGUGAUCUGUGGACCCCCUGGGGAGGAGCCAGCAGCUCAGUGUAUGCUCUGGUAGACUGCUGUGCUCUUGUACCUGAGUGUGUGCGGGUCACUUCAGACACCUUGGGGGACUAUGGUCCACUCUCAUGUUCUUCAGAGGUAGAACCUCAGACUCCUGGUAGGAGGCAGAAGCCCGGGCUAGUCUUUUCGGUAAAGUAAAUAAUGAGUAAUUUGUCAAUAAAGUAUUCCUUUGGGGGAAAUGAACUUCA
Molecule: messenger RNA, 2203 nt
Organism: Miniopterus natalensis
Lineage: Eukaryota; Metazoa; Chordata; Mammalia; Chiroptera; Miniopteridae
Source: RefSeq, a predicted model, not a curated record